Fusarium odoratissimum NRRL 54006 is the source of this 1275-nucleotide messenger RNA. RefSeq lists its product as uncharacterized. The coding region runs from base 1 to 1275 and encodes 424 amino acids. Gene Ontology annotation, biological process: carbohydrate transport; transmembrane transport. The transcript has 4 exons. The record is from RefSeq and is a predicted model, not a curated record. NCBI's taxonomy places the organism in Eukaryota, Fungi, Ascomycota, Sordariomycetes, Hypocreales, Nectriaceae. Gene Ontology annotation, molecular function: carbohydrate:proton symporter activity. Gene Ontology annotation, cellular component: membrane.
AUGGCACCUCAUCUAUCCCCGGCGAAACAUUCGGGGCCUCAAUCCUUCCUAGAGGCCCCAAAUAACUGCAAUGAGUUAUGGUGGCGCGACCCUGGUCUACGCACGCUCAAUUUCUGGCUGGCAGUAUUGUUUUUGAGCCCCUUCAUGGUUGGUUUUGAUGGCAGUCUGAUUGGUGGACUGCUUGCUACCCCUCAGUUCCCCGUGCUUAUAACCGAGCUUGCUCGGCCGAGACAAAGAGGAACUGUUGGUUCUCUCUUUGGCAGCUUCUUCUUUCUUGGCGCCAUUGUUUCUGCAUGGACUAAUUUUGGCACUCUGCAUAUCUUGUCAAGCUGGAGUUGGCGGAUUCCUACCCUGAUGCAGAUCCUGCCUGCCGUCAUCCAAGCAUCCCUGAUCGUGUUUGUACCAGAAUCACCUCGCUGGCUUGUCAAGAUGGGGCGAAAUGCAGAGGCCAAAAACUUCUUCGUCACAUACCAUGCUAAUGGCAUAGAAGAUGGCGAGCUGGCUCUUCUCGAGUACACCGAAGUCUGCCAAAUGAUCCAUGGCGAGGCAUCUGAACAAACGGCUGGCUGGCUGGAUUACAUACGUACGGGGCCCAACCGUAAGCGACUCUUCAUUACUCUCAUGGUUGCCUUGUUCGCACAGUGUUCAGGCAAUGGAAUCGUCAGCUAUUACUUCGUCCUGGUGCUUCAAAGUGCUGGCAUCAACGGCGGUCUUCAGAUCUUCAACUGGUUGAUGGUUAUUUUGGCUUCCCUCUUUGUGGACAAAGUCGGCCGACGCAAGCUCUUCCUUGGAUCAAGCGUUGCUAUGCUCGUGACCUUGAUUGCAGUCGCAAUCUGUAAUGAGCGAUUUCUUGCUACCGGCAACAUAUCUGCUGGCUACUGUAUGAUUCCCUUCCCCUUCCUCUUCAAUGGAGCAUACGACUUUACGUACUCCCCUUUGCCAACCCUCUACACGGCCGAGAUCCACCCUUUCGACUUGCGUGCAAAGGGAGUAUCUAUUAGUUUUGCCUCCGCUUUUGGGUUUGGCUUAUUCAACCAAUACGUCAAUCAGAUCGCUCUUGAAGCCAUCACGUGGAAGUACUACCUUGUAUUCAUUGCUAUUGUUGCGUGCCAGCUGCCCAUAAUCUACUUCAUCUUCCCUAAAACCAAGGGCUUAACUGUUGUAGAAGUCAGGUAUCUUUUUGAAGGUGGUAGCACUGAUUCGGUUUUACAAGACCUCCGGUCCAAGGACAGAAAGCAAAGCAUGGAGUCUCUGCAUGUUGCUGAGAAUGCUUAA